GAGCGGAAGUCUCCUCCCCUAAAAUGCGCACAAUAGGUAUAAAUUAAUAUCCAAAUCCAGCCCUUACUUCAUUGUCCAGAAAAUUGGAGAAAGCGGUCUCUGGUUCUCCUCUUCUUGAUGGCACGAAAAGAGAGAGAAGAGAAUGAUUCCUCGGAGGAACCAGAGUUCGAGGCGGAGGAAAUUGAAGAUAGGCUCCAGUCACGCAGGGGUAAUUGUAGGUUUCAUUUGCUGAGGAAGGAGCUUGGACUAGAUGCGACUCGGCGAAGCUGCGUUCGAGAUAGCUUCAGUACCUUCGUUAUUCUACCCGAUGACAGGUUAUACGAACUCUGGGUGCAUUUCAUAUUGAUAUGGGCCAUCUAUUCGUCAUUCUUCACCCCUUUCGAGUUCGGAUUCUUCAAUAAUGGAUUGCCCAGAAACCUAUUUUUCCUCGACAUUACGGGACAGUUAGCUUUCCUUGUCGACAUCGUCCUCCGGUUCUUCGUUGCUUACAGAGAUGAUCAGACCUACCAGAUGGUCUACAAGCGCACUACCAUUGCUAUUCGGUACUUGAGGUCACAAUUUGUGAUCGAUUUUCUGGCUUGUCUACCUUGGGAUGUCAUUUACCAUGCCUGUGGACGGAAAGAAAUCAUCAGGUAUCUUCUAUGGAUUAGGUUGAGUCGAGCACAAAAAGUAAUAGAUUUUUUCCGGAAGAUGGAGAAGGACAUACGGGUUAAUUACUUGCUUACCCGAAUUGUGAAACUUAUUUUUGUUGAGCUCUAUUGCACUCAUACUGCUGCCUGUAUCUUUUACUAUCUUGCUACCACCCUGCCUGAAUCUCAUGAGGGGUAUACAUGGAUAGGGAGUUUAAAGAUGGGUGACUUUAGCUACUCAAGUUUCAGAGAACUUGAUCUUUCAACACGAUACUGGACAUCACUUUAUUUUGCCAUCAUAACCAUGGCAACUGUUGGUUAUGGAGAUAUACAUGCAGUCAAUGUCAGAGAAAUGAUAUUCAUCAUGAUCUUUGUCUCAUUUGACAUGGUCCUCAGUGCAUAUCUUAUUGGUAACAUGACAGCUCUAAUUGUAAAGGGAUCAAAGACUGAAAGGUUUAGGGACAAAAUGGCAGAUCUGAUGAAAUAUAUGAAUAGAAACAGACUUGGAAAGGACAUCCGGAACCAGAUCAAAGGCCACUUGAGGUUACAAUAUGAGAGCAGUUAUACUGAUGCUGCUGUUCUUAAAGAUAUUCCUGUAUCAAUUCGUUCCAAGAUUUCACAAAGAAUAUAUAAACCAUUCAUUGAACAUGUUUCUCUCUUUAAAGGAUGUUCUCCAGAAUUCAUCAAUCAGAUUGUAACCAAGCUUCAUGAGGAGUUCUUUCUUCCAGGAGAAGUCAUUUUGGAUCAAGGAAAUGUAGUAGAUCAACUUUAUUUUGUCUGCCAUGGUGUGCUGGAGGAGGUAGGCAUAGGGGAAAAUGGAACAGAAGACACCAUUUCGAUUCUAAAACCUAAUAGCACAUUUGGGGAGGUUUCGAUUCUUUGCAACAUUCCUCAGCCUUACAUAGUUAGAGUGUGUGAACUCUGUAGGCUCCUGCGACUUGAUAAACAAUCAUUCAUGAAUAUUCUACAGAUAUACUUUUUUGAUGGGCGGACAAUUUUGAACAACCUUGUUGAGGGAAAAGAAUCCAAUCUUCGGAUGAAGCAAAUUAAAUCUGACAUAACAUUUCACAUUGGAAGGCAAGAAGCUGAGCUUGCUUUGAGGGUGAAUAAUGCUGUUUAUCAUGGAGACUUGUACCAGCUGAGGAGUUUAAUCCAUGCAGGAGCAAAUCCCAAUAAGACAGAUUAUGAUGGAAGGUCACCUUUGGGGUCAAGUAACCUGUUUAGACACCCUUGAAAACUCUUGCUCUUCUCCUUCGGACUGGUUUGGUGACAUGGCAUCAGAGCAGGUCGUGCCUACCAGUUGUGGACAUGUUUUGUUUCCUGGAUAUUAGAGGAUUGUUUGGCUUUUAUUGAACUCAGUUUGGACUUUGGAGAUUGUUUGAGGACUAUUCUGAUCAGCCGAAGGUGAUAAGUUUUCUCUGGAAAAGAUGCCCAGCCCAAUAGGUCAGUGUUUAUUUGAUUUCUUCAAAUUGGCUGGUUCAAUCAGCCCAAGACUCUAUAGUUAGUGUCACCCUAGACUUCUCUCAUUGUGGGUUUUAUCUGAUUUGAAGUCUGAGUUGUUUUUGCUAGGGUUUUGAUCCCAUCUGGUGUGUAACAGUCAUGAAACAUUCCUUUUUUGGACUGUUUUCGACUUAAACUCUCCUUAGUAGGAUUUCUGCAGUGUAAUCACAAUUUGUUUUGUGAGAUAUUUCUUCAGCAAUUGUUUUGAACUAUAUCUGAGUUUAUUUGGGUGAUUAAUCACUAGGUUUUCUAUUUAGCAUCGAUUUCAGUACUGUGAAACUUGUUUUGAACUGUGGUUGUAAUCUGGAAUGGCUGAGAAGGCUGAUAUUAUUCCCGUAAAGUUUGAUAGAACUAACUGCAACAUGUGGAAGUUCCAUUUCGAUUUCUUUGUUGAGGAAAAAGGUUUGGGGGGAUAUUUGAAUCGUAAGGUCACUAUGCCAGGUGAGGCAGAUGUGGAGGCCUAUUCACAGUGGAAGCUUGAUAAUGGGAAAAUUGUCUCUUGGAUACUCAGUUUGGUAGUAUCUCAUAUUGCAGUAUCCAUGAGAAGAAUGCAUACUGUCUAUGAGAUGUAUGCAUACUUGGAGUAAGUGUAUUAUCAAUCCAAUAUGCCAAGACAAUAUCAGAUUGAGUCUGAGAUUUUUGCUUAUUGUCAAGGAGGUAGGAAGAUUCAAGAAUAUUAUGCUGGUUUCCUUGACUUGUGGGGGAAUAUGAACUUGUCCACAUAGAAUCCUUAGACUCCGCAGAAAAUGUCAAGUAUCUUCAAAAGCAAUUUUAGAAAAGGAAGGUGAAUCACUUUCUUAUGAGAUUGAGACCUGAAUAUGAAAUAAUCAGAUCUAACAAAUUGAGUAGAGGAACUCUUCUAGAUUUAGAUUCAGUGAUGGGUGAACUUUUGAGGGAAGAGACUCAGCUACUUACUACUGCAAGGGAGUAAGAAAUCUGGUGUUAAAGACCUUUCAAAAACUCAUUGUUACGAAUGUAAAGUAUUUGGACACAUUGCUUCUCAUUGCAAGAAGAGGAAUGUUUGCACAAUCUGGUGUUAAAGACCUUUCAAAAACUCAUUGUUACGAAUGUAAAGUAUUUGGACACAUUGCUUCUCAUUGCAAGAAGAGGAAUGUUUGCACCUAUUGCAAACAACAUGGUCACAUAAUUCCGAACUGCCCGGUUAGGCCAUCUAAGGGUAUUUAGAAAAAGAACCAGCCACGUGCAUAUCAAGUACCUGAGGGGCAAACCACUGACAUCUCUUUUACUAAGGGUGAACCGUCUACAUCCAUGGAUGAGGAAAAAAUUCGAUAACUGGUAUCCUCUGUUAUUUCCUUUGCCUUUUCUGCUAUCGGCUUGUCUGGUGAGUUUCUGGUUAUUGUUCUUCUCAGUUUCAUAUUUGGAUCAUUUUUGCAGGAACAACUAAUCCUAUGAGUGCCUACCUUAAACCCCCAAAUAACACUUCUAUGACCAACCAUAGACAUCAUUAUGGCUAAUGGUGAAAAAUUGAAUAUCAUUGGUUGUAAUGACCUGUCCCUUAAGUUUUCACCUAAUGCCUCCUUUCCCCUUUCCAAAACCUUUUUUGUUCCUAAUCUUACUGCUAAUCUGAUUUCUGUUGGACAACUUGUUGAUGAAGGCCAUACACUUACAUACAUACCGGUCAUUCUCGCAGUCAUGGCCAGAUGUAAGUGACUGAAUUCUUCUUAUUUUUUAUUCUAAAUACUUUCUGUAUGCUUGGAGACGGGUUCGAAGUUGCUUAUCAGAUCUCACUACUGAAUGUGUAAUAGAUGAAGAGGUGAUUAUCUGACUUACCACUUUCCUCUCCUUUACUUCUCAAAGGAAAAUAGGAUAUGCUUUGGUUGUCCCACCUGAAGUACAUUCAGUUUAGUAUUUCUAUUGUUCCUUUUUUGAUGAGGGUCCCAGCUAACCAAGUUGGUACAAUCUGGGAAUUGAACCCCAUGUCUCAGAACAAACCACAGAAACAUAUAUAUAUAUAGGCAAACACACACACAUUCUAAUUGAAUCUAUGGAGAUAUACUAGGAG
This is a messenger RNA of Nelumbo nucifera (sacred lotus), 4152 nucleotides long. The record is from RefSeq and is a predicted model, not a curated record. Lineage: Eukaryota; Viridiplantae; Streptophyta; Magnoliopsida; Proteales; Nelumbonaceae.